Molecule: messenger RNA, 4172 nt
Organism: Eubalaena glacialis (North Atlantic right whale)
Lineage: Eukaryota; Metazoa; Chordata; Mammalia; Artiodactyla; Balaenidae
Product: solute carrier family 23 member 1-like
Exons: 12
Coding region: 208-2058 (616 amino acids)
Biological process (GO): transmembrane transport
Cellular component (GO): membrane
Molecular function (GO): transmembrane transporter activity
Source: RefSeq, a predicted model, not a curated record
GGGUUUGACCAGAGAGGGCUGGAGGGGGAGUCUGUUGCAGACCGGCAGGUGGGGCUUGGAGGCCCCACCCUCCCCGGAGCUGGCCCAGAUCCUCGUCUUUCUCUGAUUAUUUUGGCAGGCGGUGAGAAGUUAAUCUUCCUCUCCUGGAGCGACUUCACUUCUUUUUCGUUCUGAGAGGAAGCCAAAAGGAGAAGACCCCAAGCGGCCAUGAACUCUGCCAUCACCAGCUGUGAGCACCCCGAGCCCUUGCAGAGAGGUGAUGGUGUACUCAACUCCCAUGAAGGUGGCCAAGGCAGGAAGAAGGAUGGCCAGCCUAGGGGUCUCAGCAGUAGCCACCUGGCUUAUAGCAUCCUGGAUAUCCCACCAUGGUAUCUCUGCAUCUUCUUGGGGGUCCAGCACUUCCUCACGGCCCUGGGGGGACUCGUGGCAGUUCCGCUCAUCCUGGCCAAGGAACUGUGUUUGCAGCAUGACCCCCUGACCCAGAGCUACCUCAUCAGCACCAUUUUCUUCGUCUCUGGCAUUUGCACUCUCCUGCAAGUAUUUUUAGGAGUCAGGCUGCCCAUUCUCCAGGGAGGAACAUUUGCUUUUGUGGCACCCUCCCUGGCCAUGCUGUCCCUUCCCACCUGGAAGUGCCCCACGUGGACACUCAAUGCCAGUCUGGUGAACACCAGCUCCCCUGAAUUCACUGAGGAAUGGCAGAAGAGGAUCCGAGAGCUGCAGGGAGCCAUCAUGGUUGCUUCCUGUGUCCAGAUGCUGGUGGGCUUCUCAGGCCUCAUUGGCUUCCUCAUGCGCUUCAUCGGCCCCUUGACCAUUGCUCCGACCAUCUCCCUGGUGGCCCUGCCUCUCUUCGAUUCUGCGGGCAAUGACGCCGGGAUCCACUGGGGGAUUGCCGCCAUGACCAUCUUCCUCAUCGUGCUGUUUUCUCAGUACCUGAAAAACAUCGCGGUGCCUGUGCCUGUUUACGGACGAGAGAAGAAGUGUCACACCUCUAAGUUCUACCUGUUUCAGGUCUUCCCUGUGUUGCUGGCGCUCUGCAUCUCGUGGCUGCUGUGCUUCGUGCUCACAGUCACCAACACCCUCCCCUCGGCACCUGCAGCCUACGGGUACCUGGCCCGCACAGACACCAAAGGCGACGUCCUGAGCCGGGCUCCUUGGUUUCGCUUCCCUUACCCAGGGCAGUGGGGCCUCCCCACCAUCAGCCUGGCUGGGGUCUUUGGGAUCAUCGCGGGGGUGAUCUCCUCAAUGGUGGAGUCAGUAGGCGAUUAUUAUGCCUGUGCCCGCCUGGUGGGGGCACCACCCCCUCCGAAGCACGCCAUCAACCGAGGCAUCGGCAUCGAGGGCCUGGGCUGCCUGCUGGCCGGAGCCUGGGGUACGGGGAACGGCACCACCUCCUACAGCGAGAAUGUCGGCGCGCUGGGCAUCACCAGGGUAGGGAGCAGGAUGGUGAUUGUCGCUGCGGGCUGCGUGCUGCUCCUGAUGGGCAUAUUUGGGAAGAUUGGGGCUGCGUUUGCCACCAUCCCAACACCUGUGAUUGGAGGCAUGUUCCUGGUGAUGUUUGGGGUCAUCACUGCUGUGGGGAUUUCCAAUCUUCAGUACGUGGACAUGAACUCGUCCAGAAACCUCUUCAUCUUUGGCUUCUCCAUCUACUGUGGGCUUGCUGUUCCCAACUGGGUGAACAAGAACCCGGAGAGGCUCCACACAGGGAUUCUGCAGUUGGACCAGGUCAUCCAGGUGCUGCUGACCACAGGCAUGUUUGUUGGUGGAUUUCUGGGCUUUCUACUGGACAACACCAUCCCUGGAAGCCUGGAGGAGAGAGGCCUCCUGGUGUGGAAUCAAAUCCAGGAGGAGUCUGAGGAGACUACGAAGAUCUCGGAGGUGUACAGCCUGCCCUGGGGGAUGGGCACAAGGUUCUGCGCAUCCUCCUGCACCCGGUGCCUCCCCUUCUGGCCCAGGCUGGAGCGUGGGGGGAAAGGUGAGGCGGGAGCGAGCCAGCUCACGCUCUGCUCCCGGGACCCCUCAGAAGAGCGGCCCAAGGGCGCCACAGACACCAGGAUGUGAGAGCACUCCAUCUGCACGUCCCAAAGCCUUCACUGUCCCCCCACCCAAUGUGCUGAGCUCCCCGCUCACGUGGGGCGGGGGACCCUGCCCUCUCGAGUACCUCUGCACCGCGCACGUGGUGGCAGCCAAAUAAGUAUUAGAUUAAGACCACGACAAGCGUGCUUUGACCCAGUCACUUAGUCACCGAGGUCUGGCCCCAAGCUGCUUCCUCCCACUGUGCUCCAGCCCUCCCAUCUCCAGUGUAAACCAGUCCUCUUGGCAGUAUUUUGAUGCAUCGGGAGGAAGAGGCUUUGGGUGGGGCAGGGGACGGAGAUGGGGCUGUUUGCUGAAAGGUGACGGGAACAGUUCUCUUCCUCCCCAAAGAGGCUGGAGGCCCUGCCAGCCCCCCCAGGCCCUUCUCUUCCAGACGCUUCCUCUUCCAGGCCCCUCCCCUCCAGGCCCCUGCCAUUUGUAAACACUGAAGGGCCAGCAAAGCUACAAUCCCUGCACAGCCCCAGCGCCGGUCCUUGGGGUCAGACUGUGCAUCACAGGACGGUAUAGUGAGGCAGUGGGCCCUGGCGCUGUGGAGUCAGGACCAGGUUUGGAUCCUAAGACUUAACCUGCAUGUCAGGUUCUCACAGGGACAUUAAACAGUCAAAGCAUUCGAGAGGCCUUCAGUGGAGCAAAGCCACUGUUGUUAUGAUAUAUAAACUGUAAAGAGCCAGGCGAACCUGUUCUCUCUGCAUCCUCAGUGGAUUAGUCAGGAUUCUCUAGAGAAACAGAGCCAAUGGGGGGUGUGUGUGUGUGUAUACACAUACAUGUCUGCAGAGAGAUAUAUACAUGUGUACCCACACACACAUACAUAUAUGGGGGUGGUGGGAGGGCAGGGUGGGGGGAGAGAGAGAGAGAUUGACUUAAGGAAUGGACUCAUGUGAUUGUGGAGGCUGGCAAGUCCAAAGUCUGCAGGGUAGACCAGCAGGCUGGGAAGAGUUACAGCUGGAGUCUGAAGGCAGUCACUGGCAGAAUUCCCUCUUCCUGGGGGAGGUCAAUCUUUUGGUCUAUUCAGUCCUUCAGCUGAUUGGAUGAGGCCCACCCACACUAUGGAGGGUAAUCUGCUUUACUCAAGCUCUACUGAUUUAAAUGUUAAUCUCUUCUGAAAAAAUACCUUCAUAGAAACACCUGGAAUAAUGUUUGACCAAAUACCUGGGUACCAUGCCCUAGCCAUGUUGACAUAUAAAAUUAACCAUCACACCCAGUGUACAGGCCCAGGGACAUUUAUGCACUCUUUGCCCAGGGGCCUCACCAGAAAGCACUCAGAACACUGUGGGAUCUGGCUUGGACUCCAUUCAGGAGUCUUUAUUAUCAGAAGAAGCAGAUGUAGCUGAUUCUACCUUGAUGUCCUGGAGCACAGGGUUGAGGUCAACACUGUUCCUGGGCUCCUAGAACAUGCAGGAUGUGUGGUGGGCUCCAGAACUCUCUAGAACCCAUCAAAACAAUGCCCUGAACCCAGGUGUGCUGCAAGUACCCGGUGUCAUGGGACAGAUCCUGCCUGUCCUGUUCUUGAAAGGCUCGUGGCCUGGGCCUCAGGUGCAUCCGGUACCCCCUGAAUAGGGGCACAGUGGGAGCAGGUGUGUGCCCUGCAGCAGGCCAGCACCUCAUACCAAACAACCCUGAAAGACUGACACGGGGCCACACUCCUCUUAAAUACUUUAUAAUAAUCAGAAACUACAACCAUCAAAAUGCUUUCAGGACAGCCCACUCCAAAAUGUCCUGCAAGGCUGAGGCAGGGGCAACCUGGGCUGCCAGCAUUCAAACCUGGAGACUGCCCGCCCUCCUUCAUCCCCUCCUGCUCCCAGCCCUUCUGCAUCACAGAUCUUCAUCGUCAAACGUCUCCAUGCACCUCAACAUUAUCAUCUCAUCGUCAACGGGAAGGUCUGGUUCCUGCAAAACACAGGUAGAAGAGGAUUCAAUUUUAUUUAAGGGCUCUGGGCCUCAGGCAGAGGAGAAGGCCCCAUCAUCUCAGGCGUGCCCCCCCCUCCCUCUGUCUCUCCCCCACGUCUCUUCAGUGGUAUCUUCUACGUUUUCUUUGUAUAUCUUUUGGUAACUUUUGAACUUUAAACCAUGUUCAUGGGUUA